Lynx canadensis (Canada lynx) is the source of this 4804-nucleotide messenger RNA. RefSeq names its product Nik related kinase (gene NRK). The record is from RefSeq and is a predicted model, not a curated record. Gene Ontology annotation, biological process: protein phosphorylation. Bases 1 to 4767 code for a protein of 1588 amino acids. Gene Ontology annotation, molecular function: ATP binding; protein kinase activity. The transcript has 29 exons. NCBI's taxonomy places the organism in Eukaryota, Metazoa, Chordata, Mammalia, Carnivora, Felidae.
AUGGCGGGACCUGGGGGUUGGAGGGACAAGGAAGUAACGGAUCUGGGCCACUUGCCGGAUCCAACUGGGAUAUUCUCACUGGAUAAAACCAUUGGCCUUGGUACUUAUGGCAGGAUCUAUCUGGGACUCCAUGAAAAAACUGGUGCAUUUACAGCUGUUAAAGUGAUGAAUGCUCGUAAGACCGCUUUACCUGAAAUAGGAAGACGAGUGAGAGUGAAUAAAUAUCAAAAGUCUGUUGGAUGGAGAUACAGUGAUGAAGAAGAGGAUCUUAGGACUGAACUCAACCUUUUAAAGAAGUACUCUUUCCACAAAAACAUUGUGUCCUUCUAUGGUGCUUUUUUCAAGCUGAGCCCCCCCGGCCAGAGGCACCAACUUUGGAUGGUGAUGGAGUUAUGUGCAGCAGGCUCAGUCACUGAUGUAGUAAGAAUGACCAGAAAUCAGAGUUUGAAAGAAGAUUGGAUUGCUUAUAUCUGCCGAGAAAUCCUUCAGGGCUUAGCUCAUCUUCAUGCACACCGUGUAAUUCACCGGGACAUCAAAGGUCAGAAUGUGUUACUGACUCAUAAUGCUGAAGUAAAACUUGUGGAUUUUGGAGUGAGUGCCCAGGUGAGCAGAACUAAUGGGAGGAGAAAUAGUUUCAUUGGGACGCCAUACUGGAUGGCACCUGAGGUGAUUGACUGUGAUGAGGACCCAAGACGCUCCUAUGAUUACAGAAGUGAUGUGUGGUCCGUGGGAAUCACUGCUAUUGAAAUGGCUGAAGGGGCUCCUCCCCUGUGUAACCUUCAGCCCCUGGAAGCCCUCUUUGUUAUUUUGCGGGAAUCUGCCCCCAAAGUCAAAUCCAGUGGAUGGUCUCGUAAGUUCCACAAUUUCAUGGAAAAGUGCAUGAUAAAAAAUUUCCUAUUUCGUCCUACUUCUGCAAACAUGCUUCAUCACCCUUUUGUUCAGAAUAUAAAAAAUGAAGGACAUGUUGUUGAGUCAUUAAAGAAGCAUCUUACUGGAAUCAUUAAAAAGAGACAGAAAAAAGGAAUACCUCUGAUAUUUGAAAGAGAAGAAGCUAUUAAGGAGCAGUACACCAUGAGAAGAUUCAGAGGACCUUCUUGUACUCAUGAGCUUCUGAGACUGCCAACUAGCAGUAGAUGCAGACCACUUAGAGUUCUGCAUGGAGAACCCUCUCAGCCAAGGUGGUUGCCUGAUCAAGAAGAGCCACAGGUCCAGGCACUUCAGCAUCUACAGGGAGCAGCCAGGGUGUUCAUGCCACUACGAGCUCAGGACAAUGCACCUAGGCUUCUACAGGGGCAAGCCCAGGCACCUCAGAGACUACAAGGGGCAGCUCGCGUGUUUAAGCCACUACAGGCUCAGGUUAAGGCGAAGGCAUCUAGGCCCCUACAGAUGCAGGUUAAGGCACCUCCAAGACUACGGAGGGCAGCCUGGAUGCUCAUGCCACUACAGGCUCAGGUUAAGACACCUAGGCCUCUACAGCUACAAGCCCAGGUACCAAAAGAACAGCAGGCUCAGGCCGAGCCCCAGGCAUCAGAAGAGCCACAGGAUCUGGACCAGGUACCAGAGGAAUUUCAGGGUCAAGAUCAAGUACCAGAACAACAACAAAGGCAGGAUCAGGCCCCUGAACAACACCAGGGGCAGAACCAGUUACCUGAACAACAGCUGGAGCAGAACCAGGUACCUGAACAGCCAGAGGUACAGGAACAGGCUGUUGAGCCCACACAGGCAGAGACUGAGGCAGAGGAACCUGAGUCAUUACGAGUACAUGCCCAGGUAUUCCUGCCCCUACUGUCACAGAACCACCAUGUGCUGUUGCCACUACAUUUGGAUACUCAAGUGCUCAUUCCAGUAGAGGGGCAAAUUGAGGGGUCACCUCAGGCACACAUCUGGGCGCUAGAGGCCCCACAGGCAGUUGGCUCAGUUCAAGAACUGAUAGAGGGACUAUCAAGAGACUUACUUCGAGCACCAAACUCACAUAACUCAAAGCCACUUGGUCCACUGCAAACCUUGAUGGAAAGUCUGUCUUCAAACAUGUUUUACUCUCAACCAGAACAGGCAGGGAAGAAAAAAUCAAAAGUUUCUAGUCUAAGGCAGGCAUUGGCAAAAAGACUAUCACCAAAGAGGUUCCGGGCAAAGCUAUCACAGAGACCUGAAGAGUUUGAGAUCUCAGAUUUAGAAGCCUGCAGGAGAAGGUGCCAGCGCAGAUGGGAAGAUAUCUUUAAUCAGCACGAGGAAGAAUUGAGACAAGUUGCAAAUGACAAAGAAGAUGAAUCAUCAGACAAUGAUGAAGUAUUUCAUUCAAUUCAGGCUGAAGUCCAAAUAGAACCAUUGCAGCCAUAUGUUCCAAAUCCUAAAGGAAAUGAAGUCCAAGAGAGAUCUACUUCAGUGCCUUACAAUCAAGAUUGUGCACGCUAUGUCAAGUUCUCUUCAAGUGUUCCUCAGCGGUCUGUUUUGGAACAAGCUCAGAAGCCCAUUGACAUCAGACAAAGGAGUUCACAAAAUCCUCAAAAUUGCCCAGCAGUAUCAGAAUCUUCUUCUGAGGAAGAGAGUCCUGUAACCUGGAGGAGGUCCCAGUCAUCACCGCCUUAUUCUACUAUUGAUCAGAAGUUGCUGGUUGAUGUCCAUGUUCCAGAUGGAUUUAAAGUAGGAAAAAUAUCACCCCCUGUUUACUUGACAAAUGAAUGGGUAGGCUCUAAUGCACUCUCUGAAAUCUUCCGGAAUGAUUGGUUAACUCCUGCACCUGUCAUUCAGCCACCUGAAGAGGAUGGUGAUUAUGUUGAACUCUAUGAUACUGGUGCUGAUACUUAUGGUGAUGAUGAUGAUUCUAAUGAUGCUUAUGAAGAUACCUAUGACCAUGACAAUGGCAAUGAUGGCUUGGAUAACCAGGUUGGUCAGGUUAAUGAUAUUGGUGAAGACCAUGAUGAUAAUGACAAUGAUGAAGCUAUUGAUGACAAAGACAAUAAUCAUGAUGAUGCUCCUUGUUGGCCAAGACCAAGCUAUGGCGAUGGAAGCUACAAGCAAGAUGGUAGAGAUGGAAAUGAUGGUGGAGAAGGGACAUGCAACAGCUAUGGAAGUCAGAGAGUCAGUAGAAGCCAUGGAGGAAGUGUAGCCAGUGGGGGCAGUGCAGCCAUUGGAGACCAUGAAGAACAUGGAGCCAAUAUAGGCAAUGGAAGAAGAGUCAAGGUAAAUGGAGGUAAGGGAGUCAGUGGAACCAAUGAAGAAAGUGGAGCCUUUGAACUCAGUGAAGGAGAAAAUUACUCAGAGACAGCAGAGACAGAUGGUCAAGGAUUGGAGAGACUGACAUCCCAGGACUUUGAACAUCAACAGGAGGAGCCAGGUGGUAGAAGUGAGGCCUCAAAUGCCAUUGCCUCAGAUGCUGCACCAGCAGCACCUGAUGACAAGAAUGACAGCAUGGAUAUAUUGGAAGCGUCAACACAAUCAGGUUUUUCUGCCAGCCACUCAUCUCCUUCUAAUAGUUCUGGGAGGGCUGCAAAUGCUGACUUUGCCAGUGCCAUCUUGUAUGCUGGGUUAGUGGAAGCACCUGAGAAAUCACCUAAGCCACCAUCUGAAGUCAACGUUAACCCACUAUAUGUGUCUCCUGCAUGUAAAAAACCACUAAUCCACAUGUAUGAAAAGGAAUUCACUUCUGAGAUCUGCUGUGGUUCUUUGUGGGGAGUGAAUUUGCUGUUGGGAACUCGAUCUAAUCUGUAUCUGAUGGACAGAAGCGGAAAGGCAGACAUUACUAAACUGAUAAAGCGAAGACCAUUCCGUCAGAUUCAAGUUGUAGAGCCACUCAAUUUGCUGAUUACCAUCUCCGGCCAUAAGAACAGACUUAGGGUGUAUCAUUUGACCUGGCUGAGGAACAAGAUUUUGAAUGAUGAUCCUGAUAGUAAAAGAAGACAAGAGGAGAUGCUAAAGACAGAAGAAGCCUGCAAAGCUAUUGAUAAACUGACAGGUUGUGAACACUUCAGUGUCCUCCAACAUGAAGAAACAACAUAUAUUGCAAUUGCUUUGAAGUCAUCAAUUCACCUUUAUGCAUGGGCACCAAAGUCCUUCGAUGAAAGUACUGCUAUUAAAGUAAUAUGCAUUGAUCAAUCAGCAGACUCCGAAGGAGACUACAUGUCCUAUGAAGCCUAUAUACGAAUACUGGCAAAAAUACAGGCAGCUGAUCCAGCGAACCGGUUUAAGAGACCAGAUGAGCUCCUUCAUCUGCUGAAACUCAAGGUGUUUCCAACAGUUGGUCAUAAGCCAGUGACAGUUGACCUGACUAUUGGUUCUGAAAAAAGACUAAAGAUUUUCUUCAGCUCAGCAGAUGGAUAUCACAUCAUUGAUGCAGAAUCUGAGGUUAUGUCUGAUGUGACUCUGCCAAAUAACCCCCUGGAAAUCAUUAUACCACAGAAUAUCAUCAUUUUACCUGAUUCCUUGGGAAUUGGCAUGAUGCUCACCUUCAAUGCUGAAGCCCUUUCUAUGGAAGCAAAUGAACAACUCUUCAAGAAGAUUCUUGAGGUGUGGAAAAACAUACCAUCUUCAGUAGCUUUUGAGUGUACACAGCGAACCACAGGAUGGGGCCAAAAGGCCAUUGAAGUCCGCUCUUUGCAAUCAAGGGUUCUGGAAAGUGAACUGAAGCGCAGGUCAAUUAAAAAGCUGAGAUUUCUGUGUACCCGAGGUGACAAGCUAUUUUUUACCUCUACCCUGCGCAAUCACCACAGCCGGGUUUAUUUCAUGACCCUUGGAAAACUUGAAGAGCUCCAAAGCAUUUAUGAUGUUUAAAAGGUUCCAGUGAUUUAUUACAACAUUUACAAACAUC